UUGUUUUCAGAGGAAAGAGGAAUAAAACAACGCAGACUGCAACACGAAGGGCCGUCACCAUGGUCCAGCUGCAGCUCUCCACACUGCAGCAGCUGAUGGACUCAGGCUUUGGCCGUCCUUUCCCCCGGCACGGACUCCAGCUGCUGUUCUGGUUCGCCAACGACUGUUUGACCUGCGAGGUCAUCCACCUUGUGUCUGUCAUGAAGCUGGUGCCAGACUGUCAACCGGAGAAAGGAUUCUAUGGUUUCCACCUGUUUGGGAAUGUCGAGGAGAUUCUGCCGGUGCUGAGCAGGUCCAGGAACGGCAGGAGGAAGUACGCCUACUUUGAGGUGGGGAACCUGAACGCUGAAACACACCCGGGCUCUGCGGACCUGCCGGCGUACGUGAGGGAGAAUUAUGAGCUGGAGGGAAGCUGCAGAGACGACAACGUGGACCGGCUCAUCAUCGGGUACCGCGUGAGAACCGGAGCGGUGGAGGUGCUGUUCGUGACGGAGCACGACGCUGCCGCCGUCGGGAGGUUCAGACCUGACAGGACUUAUCGGAUCUCCUGGGACCUGAUCCGAGUCCUGCAGAGCCCGGACCUGGACCUCAGCUCCUUCCUCACCCAGGUGGGGUACUACGAGGUCGUCCGCGCAGGACGGGGGCAGUACCCGGACCCCGAGCUGGUCUUCAACAUGAUGACCGGCGGCUUCACACCAAUGACUCAGCAAAACCAGGCCUUUGUAGUCUUCUCAGAAACCUUCAGCAGGACAUUCAACAUGAACGUGGAGCCCUCCAGCUGCAACCGGCGGGGGAAUCUCUCCCUCCACACGAACACUAAACCCCGGAAGCCCAGAGCCAUCAGGAGGAUUCACAGCCUGCCCAGCUGGACUCCACAUCACUACCCAGCUUCUCGGUCGGGCGCGGCGCGCGGCGGGGACGGAGGCGGAGGCCUGGGCCUGAUCCGGCUCCUGCUCGGCGUCGGAGCGCUUUACCUGGCGGCCAAGUGUUUGAGCUGGUGUGUGGAGAGCUGGUGGGAGGACGACGCCAGCGACGCCCUGCUGAAGACGGCGCCGUGGAGGACGCCCAGCUUCCCACGCUCACACGUCAUGCUGGACUACGUGUACUGAGAGCGCCAGCAGGACGUUUGUGACCAAGAGAAACACGUCAGCUGAUCCUGCUGACUAUUUUAAUCCAAUUUUGCACAGUGUGAAAAACUCACGAAGAAACCUUGAUGUAUUAAUCUCAUACAGACUUCAUUUUUAUUUUUCUGAAUAUUUGUAUCAUGAUUAUUGUCAUGAUAAUAAUGAAAACACCUCAAUCAGAUCAAAGACUUGACUAAAACUGCACUUUACAGCUUCCCCACAACUGAAAAUAUUCAAUUCAGUAUGAAGCUGACAGAAUGUAAUGUAUGACCACAUUAAAGGUUCCAGGUUUGUGGUAUAAUCCUCUUAAAAAUUUGAGAAAUGUACUUUAUGCACUUUCAUUAACUUUACCGUGUUUUUUGGGCUGAUGAGUUCAGAAGCAAAAUACAUAGCAAAUUGUUUUUUAUAUUGUAAAAACCAGAAUCAGACCCUUUACUCUAAAGUAGAUCUGGAAACCUCCCCGUGCUCCUCAGUGUUGGUCUCCACUGUGACGGGCGUGGUGGGGGGACUGCUGUGUUUACACAUUUUUAAGCAAAAACGAGAACUUUUCAUUGUGGUUUUUGUGUCUAUUUACACGACAAUAAUGCUCAGAACCAUUGAAAAUCCAACCUUCUGAAAACAUCUCCCAAGGCGCAACGUUUUGAGAACACUCCGACUUGUUCAUGGAAACGGGGGAAAGUAAACUUUUUCAGACACUGCACACCGUGGCCAGAUGGAAUAGUUCUUCCUCUCCCGUCUGUCCCUGUGUCUUGUUGGUCUGUUCUUCCAUGCACUUCUCUUCUUGUCUGAUGAGUUUCCCUGCUUUAUAAUCCAGCCUUCAUCGACCUUCUAAGAACAAGUUUUUCUUUGUUGUAAAUAAA
Messenger RNA from Salarias fasciatus (jewelled blenny), 1984 nucleotides. RefSeq lists its product as uncharacterized. The record is from RefSeq and is a predicted model, not a curated record. The coding region runs from base 60 to 1109 and encodes 349 amino acids. Lineage: Eukaryota; Metazoa; Chordata; Actinopteri; Blenniiformes; Blenniidae. The transcript has 5 exons.